CUACUUUCAGCACCAAGGACAGCAUCUUCCUCUUCCUCCUCCUCAGCAGCACAGACACCAUGGCAGAGACUCACCUUCAAGGAGUGGAAAUCUCAGCCACACAGUUCCUGGAAAUCUGGCGUCAUUAUGAUACAGAUGGCAAUGGGUUCAUUGAAGGGAAAGAGCUGCAGAACUUUAUACAGGAGCUCCAGCAAGCCAGGAAGAAAGCUGGACUGGAAUUAUCGGAUAAAAUGAAAGCCUUUGUGGAGGAAUAUGGACAGAACAGUGAUGCAAAGAUUGGCAUAGUAGAGCUCGCCCAGAUCCUGCCGACCGAGGAGAAUUUCUUGCUGUUCUUCAGACAACAGCUGAAGUCAAGCGAGGAGUUCAUGCAGACAUGGCGGAGAUAUGAUACUGAUCACAGCGGCUACAUAGAAACAGAUGAACUGAAGAAUUUCCUUAAAGACUUGUUAAAGAAGGCAAACAAACCAUACGAAGAUUCAAAGCUGGAGGAAUAUACACAGACCACGCUUAGAAUGUUUGAUUCAAACAAUGAUGGGAAGCUGGGGCUUACGGAAAUGGCAAGAUUGCUGCCAGUCCAAGAAAACUUCCUUCUAAAAUUUCAGGGUGUUAAGAUGUGUGGUAAAGAAUUUAACAAAGCCUUUGAAUUAUAUGACAAGGAUGGCAGCGGCUAUAUAGAUGAAAAUGAAUUGGACGCCUUACUGAAAGAUCUCUGCGAGAAGGAUAAAAAGGAACUAGACAUUAACAACAUUUCAACCUACAAAAAAAGCAUCAUGGCCUUAUCAGACGGAGGGAAGCUGUACAGAACGGAGCUGGCUCUAGUCCUUUGUGCUGACGAAAACUAGCGACUUGUCUUCUGCUCACUGUAUCCCACAGGCUCCAGGAGAAAUAGGCUCCGACAUCAAACUUCUUUUAUAUCUGUAAAUCUAACUGCAUAGAGAGAAUUAGCCAGAAUGUGCUGCAAAUGAUUCUGUUAUUUUUUUUUUCCUUUUUAAUUUGUUUCUAUACUGUUUGUAAUGUACAGUUUUUGUAACUACAAGGGGAGAAACAUAAGGAUGUCUUUGCGAGAGACAGAAUGAAUGUUUGAGAAGAGAAGUAGCGGGGGCUAUGUGCAGAAUAGGCUUUCUUCGCAUGUUGCAAGCGUUAGAAAUCCCUGAAAACGCCGAUAAAAUCAAACCCAUAGCUCUCUCACUCCCGUGGAACUGCAAACCCCAGCAAGCCCUGCCUCUGAUGGCCUCAGGGAAGCUGCCGCACAAGUUAUUGAAGGCUAAACUGAGGCGUUGACGCACAAUUUAUGGCAGGGUCAUUAACUAGCGCAUGAUCUUGGAACAGUAGAACUUUCCUUUCUUGUAUGGCUUUGGUGCAUAGCCGCCUUUUUGUUUUCUUUUCAGUUCUAGACAUUCGGUACUUAAAUAGACAACAGCCUACCUAAGUGCCCCCUGGAGAAUGUUGAAGGGGCUCUACAGUAUUUAGAGGUGGAGCUCAGUAAUCUGGGGACUACUUUAUAAUUUGAUCCCAGGGAAUGUGGUUGCAUAGACACACUGGGACGACUUACCUGCACACAUCUAGAAUUCUUGCUGACGAUAUCUUUAUAGGGAUCGGUGCUGUGAGACACAAAUACAAACUCUCUGAAUUGACAUAGAGCUAAAGAGGACCUGUCACCCCUUCUGACAUGUCUGUUUAGUAAAUGUAUUCCACAUGACAUAACUAUUCUGAAGCAUUUAUUCUUACGAUUAUGUUGUCCCAUUCCUCUUUUAUUCCUGCUAGACGUUUAUAAGGUACAACUGAAUUUUAUGAGUGGGGAUGUCCCUGCACCGCCUGACACUGUGCAAUUAUUACUACUAGUGACAGACUGUGCAGGGACAUACCCCUUUGACAAGGGAAAUAGCAACACCCAUUGAGCAAUAAAGUCAUACACUUCUAGUAGCAAAAACUGAGGAACAGAACAAUAUUUUGCAUGAGGAAUGCAAGCAGUUACAAAAUCGGACACGUCAGGAGAGGUGACAGGUCCUUUUAAAAGAUGGAAUUUAUAUUGCCUGCUGCUACCACCAGAGGGAGCUUAGGAGCUUUAUUACACACUGUUGAACUUUAAACUGUUGAACAUGGUGUCCUAUCUGCAGGCAGCAGGUUAUAGAGCAGGAUCAGCAGAGCAGAUUGACAUAUAGUUUUAUAUUAAAAGAUUUAAUAUGACUUGUAUUUUAUUCAUUUAAAUUCCUGCUCAUUCUGGGUUUUGAAGUCCAGGAGGCGGAUCAAUCAGUGAUUGACAGCCUUCCCUUUAUGAAUGUGUAUACAGAGAUA
Molecule: messenger RNA, 2295 nt
Organism: Bufo bufo (common toad)
Lineage: Eukaryota; Metazoa; Chordata; Amphibia; Anura; Bufonidae
Gene: CALB1
Product: calbindin 1
Exons: 11
Coding region: 60-842 (260 amino acids)
Biological process (GO): regulation of long-term synaptic potentiation; regulation of presynaptic cytosolic calcium ion concentration
Cellular component (GO): synapse; dendrite; dendritic spine
Molecular function (GO): calcium ion binding
Source: RefSeq, a predicted model, not a curated record